CAUUUAUUAUCAAGCCAGUAAAAAGAACAAAGCUCCCCCACCCCGCCAUGCUUGUGUGGUGGUGGGGUAUUUGCCAUUUGUUUGUUUAAAAGGGCGUGGGGGAGUGCUACAGUAAUCUCUCCCUUUCUUUUUCUUCUUUCUUCGUUUUUUUUUUAAAAAGUUCAUUACCAUCACCAGAGGCGCGUCGUAGGGGUUAACUUAGCGAGUUGGGGAGCGCCAGGGCGCACACAGUGGAGUAGUUGUGUCGAUCACUCCCGCAGAGGCGAUGCCCUUUUGUGGAGAGGUCUCUUGUCACACAGAGGACAGACGGCAUUCACAAUUGGGACACAGGGACACAAAGAAGAAAACUGCAUUUUAAAAGGCUCCAUUCUUUCCCCGCUACCGCUGGGUGUUGACUGUGGGUGUUUGAGAGAAUCUUUGUUGCCCGGAGAAAAGUAGAGAAGAAGAAUACGCGCCGUGAACGGGUUGGGGGAUUUUAUGGACAGGGUUACUACAGUGCAGCCGAUGCUGUCAUCCACUCCACCUCUGUCUGUUUUCCCGGAGCGACUAGUCUUGUUUUGGAUGAGGAGCGGAACUUUUACGCAUUGUUUUACGCACUGAUUGUAUGACUCGCGACAGAACAGGACACUGUCAUAAUGAACUCUCUCUCCCCGGUACCUGCGGGUAAGCAGUUUGAGCCAAAUCAUUAACUCCAAGGAGAAGUAAUUCUGUGGAUAUCUGCCUAAAGGAUGCCAGUUGAUAAAUUCGCAAACAUGGAGGAAAAACUGUGGAUAUUGGAGGACCUCAACAUGAUGUACAUCCGCCAGAUUGCCCUCAGCUUACAGGACAGCGACAUCCAGAAGAAGAUUGACCAUGAGAUCCGGAUGCGCGACGGGGCCUGCAAGCUGCUGGCCGCCUGCUCCCAGAAAGACCAGGCAUUAGAGGCGGCAAAGAGCCUGCAGACCUGCAGCACUCGCAUCAUGGCCUACAUGUCGGAGCUGCAGAGGAUGAAGGAGGCUCAGGUCAUGCAGAAGGUCACACGGAGGUCGUCAGAUGCCGGGCCAAUGGACGAUAGACACCCGUGUAAAGGAAAAGUGGCUAUCUCAGAUCUUCGGAUCCCUCUCAUGUGGAAAGACACAGAGUACUUCAAGAACAAAGGAGAGCUUCACCGGUGUGCAGUGUUCUGUCUGCUGCAGCUGGGAGGAGAGAUCUUUGACACGGACAUGGUGAUAGUGGACCGGACACUCACAGAUAUUUGCUUCGACAACACCAUUGUAUUUAAUGAAGCCAGUCCAGGUUUUGAGUUGCGUGUUGAGCUAUACAGUUGCUGCUCGGAGGACGACUACUCAGCAGGGAGCACGCCGAGGAAACUGGCCAGUAAACUGAGCUCCUCACUGGGGCGAUCAGCUGGGAAGAAGCUCCGGUCAGCCAUGGAGCCUGGACCAUGUAGUCCUGUUAGCAAUGGAGGGGCAGCUCCUCUUCUGCUGCCAGUUCCUUCUGUACCGGGCCCUAAGUACCAUCUCUUAGCUCAUACCACCCUGUCACUGUCACACGUCCAGGACAGCUUUCGCACACAUGACCUCACCAUCUCAGGCAACGAAGAGUGUUCUUACUGGCUGCCGCUCUAUGGCAGUAUGUGUUGCCGCCUUGCAGCUCAGCCUCAGUGUAUGACCCAACAGAUGAUGAGUGGAUGUUUGAAAGUUAAGCAGUUGGGUGGCGACCCUCAGAGUUCGACAGAAGUGUACGCUGUUCUAAAAGGAACAAGCCUUUUCUGCUACCACCGGCAAGAAGAUGUGGAGGCUAACGUUGAGCCAGCUUUCACCAUUGCCAUCAACAAGGAGACCAGAAUACGUGCGUCAGAGAAAGACCCUCACAGUAAAGUUCAGAAUAUCUGUAUCAGUAACCAGUAUGGAGGUGAGGAGGUCACACACACGCUGACUACAGACAGCCGCGAGGACACGCACCGGUGGAUGGAAGCUUUUUGGCAACAUUUCUAUGACAUGAGCCAAUGGAAGCAGUGCUGUGAUGACCUAAUGAAAAUUGAACUGCCAUCGCCAAGGAAACCGGCUCCUGUCACACCAAAACAGGGCUCACUCUAUCACGAAAUGGUUAUUGAAUCAUCUGAUGACCUCAGCAGCACUGUGUCAGAUAUCCUGGCUCGGAGGAUGCAGGAGCUGGAGCUCCGCAGCCAACUGGGCACCUCCCCCACGUGGAUGUCUGUGUUUGACGAGAACAACCCCAAAAGCGCUGGUCGCCCCCGUCCCUGUACCUCUCGCCUUUCUGGCCACAGCCCCUGCACCCCUCAUCGACUUCCCCGGAGCCCUGUAAUCCCUCACCGGUGCCCGCAGCUGGGUCUGCUGUCCUCAGAUGCAAGCCUGACCUCAGACAGUGACAGCCACUGCAGCACCAGUCCCUGCUCUCAACGUCACGGCUGGCCCGAGCCUUCUUCAAACUUCUCUCUCUUGUCAUCAUCCCCCUCCCGUCUAAGGCCACGCACUCUGUCGCUGGAUGCUAAGCUCAGCACCCUUCGAGGGAGGGGAUACGGAGCAGGAGGGACCUUUCAGUGCCCUUGCCAGCCUCCUCCCUCCUCGCUGCUCACCCCACUCCCCAUCUCCUCCUGUUCACCUCGGUCACAGCGCAGCACACAGACCACGCUCUCCUGCUCCAGCUCCACCUCAAGCAACAGCUCCAGCAACAGUGAGGGCAGCCACAGCCCCGAGUCAUCUGAGGGAGCCCCCUUCUCAAGGCCCUCCCCAGCUCGACGCAGCCUCAGGAACCUCAGGGCCAGACUUGAUCCUCGCAACUGGCUCCAAAGUCAGGUGUGAACUUGUCCUGCCUGAAAGACAUUUUACGCCGGCCUAAAGGCACCAGUGCUCAUUAAACCAUGAUUUAACUGGCUAAACAUAUGUGAACCAACCUCAGGCAAUCUGCUAGGCCACAUGCACAGCUCUGAGGACGAUAAGCUGCCUCUAGCCUGCCUCCUGCUGGAGGAUGGAUCAUGAAAAACCCUCCUGGGGCAAACUGGAAUGUCUUCUAACACAAAAGACAGGUGACAAUCACUGCAGGCAACUCUGCAUUUUGCCACAAUUUUGAAGCUGGUCCAAAAUUAAAUAGGAGGUACUCUGCUUGCUUUGAGAAACCAUGGUCUUGCUGCUUGGGAGAAAGUGACGCUAAAGAGCUAUAAACUUCACAUCACACUAGGCCUGCUGUCUGUCUUUGGACACUAAUUCUGAAAUUAGAAAAAAGGUUUUGUUUUGUCCUCUGCAUCAGCCAUCCUGGCCAUUCAAACAUGAUUUCAAGGUCAUCUCUAUUAAUGCACUAGCAGUAUUUCGACUGGAUGUUACCUAUCUGUAUUUUAUAAAUAAAGGUUUGCAGUGUUUAUGCUAUGAACGCCGGUGAGCAUGUGGCAAGAUGAACAUAUGGUAUAAUCAAGAGGUUUCAGAUGUUAGGAACUGUUAAGUGUGGAGGGAAAGGUUGGUGUCUGUUGCCUGUACUGUGAUCUACUUCAGUGUACGUAUCUAAUUAUUCAUACAGCAGAUGAUCUUUGUGGUUCUUUUAAAAUUACUAUGCACCAUUUUGUUUUUUUGUUGUUUUUUUUUUUUUAUGAUUUGACUUACAGUUAAAAUGUUGAACUACUUGAGAUCAUUUCAACAAUGAAUCCAGUGAAAGCUUAACUUUAUGCAAGUGCUCAUACUUACUGUACUGGUUAUUACUGUGAUCUCUUCAGGGUAAAAAUCUGUGCUCUGGUCUUAAUUUUUACACAUUUAUCUGCACACUAUUGAUAAGCUGCCAUCAGAACUGGGUAAUAGAUCCAUAGAUACAUAGAACAAACCCCAGAAUAAACUGAAAUUCACCAAAGCUUAAGUAUUAUUGAAAACCUAAGCCAUACUUAUAAUUCUGCUUCACUGCCUCAUUGCACUAUUGUAGGAUAUUAUGAACAGUGGUUCCUGAUUAUGGAAUUUCCAAUAAAAUGUGAAACAUCCACCAAUCAAAUGUUAUGCAACGUAGAAACAUUUCUUAAAAAUUAUUUUAUGGUGGCUGUAUCGUAGGCAACUUUCUAUGAAACCGAGUACUAACUUUAAAUCCCAGUCAAUCAUUAGGUUAUGAUAGUAAGAGCAAGAAUAAAAUUGUUUGUUUACAAUGCCACCUGUUUUUUUAAUUAUGUAAGUUAUUGUAAUUUAGACAACUAUUAACAACAGAAACAUUCUACUGAAGGCGUCCGUGUGAAAACAAAUCUUAUAGGAGAGUAUGUCAGUGCAGUAAAGCCUCUUCUUCCCUCUCUUUGUUGUUUACUGUAGAUUUGACUUUGGUAACAGUUUCCCUCUUGGGGCUCAGAACUCUGGCGAUCAUUUCUACUAAACUGUCAAAUGUUUGAAAAAAACAAACAAGCAUUUGUUACUGUAAAUUAAUUUUUAUAAGUUAACAAAUAAACCUCCUCUCUUUGUCUUUUGUUACAUUAUUGAUUUUGUUAUAAAUGCAGCUAUAUUGAUACCUGAUUAUCAUAAUGUUAACAGAUGAUGUGCAGAUCUUUUAACUGUUACAAAUAGAUAACAUUGAAUGUUAUAACAUUGCAAGAGUUUCCCGUGUUAGCAGGCUUUGUGUUCUGCAUGAGCACCGUCCUAGAAGGCAAACAUAAAAUGAGAAAUGUGGAAAUCUCAUGUUAAAAUAAUAUAACAUUAAUUAUAAUAAAUGUUUUAUCAACUCA
This is a messenger RNA of Dicentrarchus labrax (European seabass), 4684 nucleotides long. RefSeq names its product rhotekin a (gene rtkna). Lineage: Eukaryota; Metazoa; Chordata; Actinopteri; Moronidae. The coding region runs from base 729 to 2804 and encodes 691 amino acids. The record is from RefSeq and is a predicted model, not a curated record. The transcript is spliced from 11 exons. Gene Ontology annotation, cellular component: actomyosin contractile ring. Gene Ontology annotation, biological process: mitotic cytokinesis; signal transduction; septin ring organization.